AGGAGCCUGCAGAGGCUCUCAGCAAAGUGGAAUGAAUCUACACUGGUAAGAAUCAGCCAUGAACUACAACAACAUCCAAGCAAGGCACUGAUAUGGCACCUUUUCUCCAAAGAUCUGCCAAGUGAUUUACAAAGGAGGGUAAGCAACAAAAGGCAACAAAAAACUUCAAGUCAUGCAAGAAAAGAAGAAAAAGAAAAUGAAAACAAAAGCCAGUUCACUUCCAGACAUCUCCAUUCUUAAAACGUUUAUGAAAACCUAUGAAAGGCAUUGUGCCCUUUCCCAAAGCUCUGUCAGUGUCACAAUCAAACAGAGUUUAAAAAGAUGCCUAGGGAAUGAAAUAGUUCUUACUAAGUUUGUGCUUACAAGCUCUGAGAACUCAAGAGGAGAUGUGCAGCUGGUCUCCCUCACUCCCUUACUAAGGACAAUUAGAGAUGAACGUUAUAUGUUGGGAAAGGAACUUUGUAUCUGGGGAAUACAGCUAAGCAAUCAAGAUAUUGCAAACCUUGCACUGCUUUUGGAGCUGGAUGGACGUACCACCUACCCUUUCUGUAGCCUAGAAAUCAUACAUACUGUAAUAGAUGCAUGGUCUGUGGAACGACUUGGAGCAGCUUUGCCUGUCAGCAACUUGAGCUCUCUUGUACUGGAUUAUACUAAGUUUGGAGAUAAAGGAAUCAAUGGACUUGUUUCUGGCUUAAAGGGCAACAGAAAACUUAUAACUCUCAGCCUAUGCUACUGCAAUUUGGGACCUGAAAGUGGGACAGAGUUAGGCCCCAUCGUGGCUCAAGCUGCCAUUUGCAAUCUGUAUCUGAAUGGUAACAACUUGCAAUGCUUGGGUGCCCUUGAACUCAUCAAGCCAAUAGCUGUUUAUGCAAACAAUCUUGCAAGAGAUAAGGAAAUAAAUACCAUGAAAUUCAGCAAUGCUACUGGUCAUCAGAUGCAUGAAGUAGGCAAAGGUUUAAAUGUGCAUUCAGCAGCUUCUGGCAUGAACAUUACCUCCAAAACAAGAAGGUCUAAUACAACAGAAAGUAUUAUUGGGAAGGAAAAAAAAAGAAAAGGAUCUAAAAAAAGAAAAAAGAAUCCAGAAAUUGGUUCAUGGUUAGUUAAAUUACGUUUGGCUGACAAUGGCAUAGAUGGAAGAGGAAAAGGAGGACAAAAUAUGGUCUUGGAGUUCACGCAGUUUUUAAUUUACCUAAUCAAGUACUCUGAACACCUAAUGGAACUAGACCUGGAUGGCAAUGCUAUUGGAGAACUUUGUUCAGUUGACAUAAUGGAUGCUCUUAAGGAGAGACUAAAUGCAAAGAUGCCCAACUUAACAAUUAAGGUUACAUACCAGAUUUCCUCAGAAACUUUUGGGUCAAUUUUCAAGAAUGGCAAGAGGUCCAAGUCAACUAGAAAGAAAAAGAAAAAGGUAAAUCUAUAUACUUGUUGCUUUUCCAUCAAAAGAGCAGUUCAGUGUGCCAUCAUAAAAACACAUAAAUUAUUCCAGAUAUGUACGGUUUUUUUCAUACGGUGUUUAAUGUACGUGCAUAAAAUUACACAUGCAAGAAUCAGAAGAGAUACAGGGGAACUAGUGUUAUCUACUUCACUAACAUCUACUUCUAGUCAAAAGUUCUACUCAGAAUUUCCCAGCAGCUGGAAUAUUUUUGUUAAAAUAAUCACCAGGGAAAAAAUCAACAUCAAUAUUUAAGUUGUUGUUAAUAUUGACAAUCAAUACCUAACUGAGAAACAAGUGCAGUUCAUACCCUUAGACCCUCUGCUUUCCUUUAUGACAUUGCUCCAAUAAACCCCAAUAGAAGUAGCUGUUUUCCUGCCUUACGGCUUCCACAGAGAAGUAGUGUGCAGACUGUACAUUUCAAAGGGCAAUUUUUAGUAAGUAAGCCUUUACCAGGAUGUCUGCCUGCAGUUUCCUCCCAUGCACCAGAUAGGGUUCUCUCCUAUACAACUUUCCAUGGAGCAGUUAGGCUUGCCAACUCUAUUUGAAUCUAUUCCAGGAGGUUUCAUCACAUGACAUAAUGACAUU
This is a messenger RNA of Gavialis gangeticus (Gharial), 2020 nucleotides long. RefSeq lists its product as uncharacterized. Bases 173 to 1687 code for a protein of 504 amino acids. The transcript is spliced from 10 exons. The record is from RefSeq and is a predicted model, not a curated record. NCBI's taxonomy places the organism in Eukaryota, Metazoa, Chordata, Crocodylia, Gavialidae.